AUGGGUUGUACGAGUGCAAAGGCAAGUAAAGCCGAAGGGGAUCUUGAUCGAUAUCAUCAGGAGAUCUUGCUCGCAGCACAGAAAGGUGAUGAUAAACGAAUCAAAGAAAUCCUCGAUGAGCUCGAUCGACGGAAGGCAACAACGACGAAAAAAGAAGUACUCAAUAUGGGUUAUCGCGAUGCAGACGGCCUGACAGCAUUAAGUAUCGCCGCUGGAAAAAAACAUAAAACUGUCACUGAAAUGUUAGCUUCAUGUCCAGAAGUAGAAAUAAACAAAGCAUCUCUAUCUGGGAUUACACCACUAUUAAUGGUUGCUGAAGUCGGAUGGCCAGAUAUUCUCGAUAUUCUGUUAGAUCGUGGUGCUAUUGUUGAUUCGGCUCCAUUAGGCAAACGAGCAGAAGAAAAUAAAAUAGCUGGUUCAACGCCGCUGAUUGGUGCAACGAAAUACAAUCAUCCCGAAUGUGUCAAACGUCUGCUUGCACGUCAUGCUAAUCCUAAUCAUCAGAAUCAAUCGGGUAUAUCAGCAUUGAUGCUUGCGGCGGAACAAGGAUACGUGGAAUGCGUUCGACUACUUGUACAAGCUGGAGCUAAUCUCGAAUUAGCGCCGAGUGGCCAAUUAGCGUUAACAAUGAACUUAUGUGGCCAAACACCAUUGUUUUGUGCAGCAAAAGAAGGUCGCAUAGAUAUUGUCAAAUAUUUACUAGAUCACGGCGCUAAUCCUCGUGUACAGAAUCACUAUGGCGUUAGUGCGCUAUGGAUUCCUGCACAAAAAGGCAUGUUACAAGUCGUGGAAUUGUUGUUAAACGCAGGAGCCGAUACACAUAUCGCACCAUUCGGUAAUCUAGCUGAUGAAUUAAAUAUUACUGGAUGGACGCCACUAUAUGCAGCAAUGAAAUCUCGAAAAUUCGAUGUAGUGAAGUUAUUACUAAAGCGUGGCGCUGAUCCUAAUGCCGUGACGAAAUUAGGCUCAACACCAUUUUUAUUAGCGUCCGAAAUCUGUGAUUUAGAUGUCAUUGAAGCGUGUGUUGAAGCUAACGCCGAUCUCGAUUUUGCACCAAGCGGUCCCGAUGCUGACAACUUGAAUAUUACAGGGCAAACCGCUUUAUUCAUGGCUACAUUGAAAGAUCGUGUUGAUGUCGUGAAGUUUCUCAUUCAUCGAGGAGCACAAGUUAAUGUAAAAAACCGUUAUGGUGUCUCACCGUUACUUCUCUGUGCCGAAUCAGGCAAUCAAGAACUUGUCCGAGCAUUAGUCGAAGCUGGUGCUGAUGUGAAUGUUACACCCCAAGGAGAAUUGGCAGAAGAAAAUCUUCUUGCAGGACAAACGCCUCUUUUCGGUGCAGCGAAGAAAGGUCACGUCGAAAUCUGUGAAUAUCUCAUUCAGAAUGGUGCUAACGUGAAUGCUGUUACUAUGACUGGUGCUACAGCAUUGUAUACGGCUACAGAGGAAGCUCAUUUGGAUGUUAUUGAAUUAUUAAUACGACAUGGUGCUGAUGUGAAUCGUUCACCCAAAGGACAAGUAGCACGUGAUCUUCAUAUUGAAUACCAAACACCUCUGCUAAUUGCAUGUAUGAGAAAUUAUGAUGCAGUCAUUCGACAUUUAAUUCGGUCAAAUGCUGAUGUGAAUGUGACAUCCGAACGUGGCUCAUCGCCAUUCCUUGCCAUUUGUCAACAUAAUAAUGUCGAAAUAGCUCAGUUAUUAAUCGAACAUGGAGCCCGAUAUGACGUUGAAGCUAAAAAUCUGUAUGAUGGAAAAAUAAAUGGCUUAAUUGUUGCUGCUGAAGCAGGAUCAUUUGAUAUUCUACGUUUGCUGGUUGAACGUGGCUUAGAUGUGAAUUAUAAGAUCGAAGGAAAAGGUGAAACAGCAGGUCGCACACCGUUAUUUUGUGCAUGUGCGAAAGGUUUUCAAGAUAUUGUCCAAUAUUUACUUGAAAAAGGAGCUGAUGUGAAUGGAACAGAAAAAAGUGGUCUAUCAUGUUUGCAUAUCGCUGCAGCGAUGGGUCAUGCAGACACCGUUCAAAUCUUAUGUGAACAUGGUGCCAACGUUGAUCAACAAUUUCGCUUCGAAGAACAAGAUGUCACUGCGUAUGACUUAGCAGAUUCUCAACAGCAUGACAGUGUUUGCCAGGUACUUCAACGUUUUGGUGCACAACAAUCAUAUCAAAUAACCAACAUAUUGAUGUUAAAUUGA
Adineta ricciae is the source of this 2187-nucleotide messenger RNA. The record is from the annotation of a GenBank genome assembly. Lineage: Eukaryota; Metazoa; Rotifera; Eurotatoria; Adinetida; Adinetidae.